This is a messenger RNA of Parus major (Great Tit), 2673 nucleotides long. RefSeq names its product GTP binding protein 8 (putative) (gene GTPBP8). Gene Ontology annotation, molecular function: GTP binding. Bases 23 to 850 code for a protein of 275 amino acids. Gene Ontology annotation, cellular component: mitochondrion. The record is from RefSeq and is a predicted model, not a curated record. The transcript is spliced from 7 exons. Lineage: Eukaryota; Metazoa; Chordata; Aves; Passeriformes; Paridae.
GGUGCCGCUUGCAGCCGCCGGGAUGCUGCUGCCGCGGGCGGGCGGUGCGGCGGGCCGGGUCUCGCCGCCGCUGGCCGCCCUGUCCCAGGUGCUGCGGCUGGAGCGGAGCCGCCGCAGCGCCAUCGUGUUCCCGCUGCAGAAGCUGGAGCGGCACCUGGCGCCCGGCACCGACACGACGCGGUUCCGCCUCUUCCAGCCCGGGCUGGCCGCCCUGCAGCGCGCCGAGGCGCUCUUCAGGUCCGACCGCGGGCACCCCAUCGACUACGUGAGCUCCGCCGUGCGCAUGGACCAUGCCCCGCCGCCCGCCCUACCCGAGGUGUGCUUCAUCGGCCGGAGCAAUGUGGGGAAGUCAUCUUUAAUCCGGGCCUUGUUUUCACUGGCUCCAGAAGUGGAAGUUAGAGUGUCAAAAACCCCCGGCCACACCAAGAAGAUGAAUUUCUUCAAAGUAGGGAAGUACUUUACUCUGGUGGAUAUGCCAGGAUACGGCUAUCGCGCCCCGCAGGACUUUGUUGAGAUGGUGGAGGCCUAUCUGCAGGAACGGCACAACUUGAAGAGGACUUUCCUAUUAGUUGAUGGUGUAGUUGGACUCCAGAAAACAGAUCACAUUGCAGUAGAGAUGCUGGAAGAGUUUGGGAUUCCUUAUGUGAUGGUGUUAACAAAAAUUGACCGAGCUUCCAGAGGAGUAUUGUUAAAGAAUGUACUGGAGAUCCAGGAGUUUGUAAAGGAGAGCACUCAGGGAUGCUUUCCUCAGCUGUUCCUGGUCAGUUCUGUGGAGUUCUCAGGGGUUCACUUGCUCAGGUGUUUCGUAGCCCAUGUUACUGGAAACCUGCCCACUGUAGAGGCCAGCUGAAAAGACCUGGUGAUCUGCUUGGCUCAUCAAGAAGAAAAGUAGGUGCAGCAGGAUAGCACGCCUUGCUUGCAGACAUUGAGCUGCCCCUGUUCCACAAGGAUGAAGGAAAGAACACAUCUUUAAUAGGAACUGCUUUUCCAUGAGUGUGGGCUUGAAACAGAGUGGAAUAAAAGACUGACAUCUAGAGGAGCCCUGUCUUGCACACUGUCAUAAGUCAGUGCUGCAUCCACCUUCUGUUUUGAGAUCCAGCAUGAAUCUCUGCAGCUCCAGCUGGAUGAAUUGCCAGAUGUGAGGCACACCAUCCAUGACCUGUGUUGGCUCUAUCCUGGCAGCUGAAGCACAACGCUGAUGUGUCCUGUACUCUUUAGGGGAACUGUGUCCCACAGCAGCUGUGUCUGUCUAGAAGCACCUAGAAACUGAAACUGUCCAGUUACAAGGCAGAACUGGACAAAAGGACAGCCAUCAAUAGCAGCACUCAUGCAGGGGAACUUAGUCUGAAGCUAUGAAGUGCUUGUGUCAAACCCUGGCACUCAGUUUUUUAAUGUCUUAAUGUGGCCAAAUGUGGUUGUGCAGUUGUCAAACUUACUUGCAUUAGGUGUUUAAACCUCAAGAAAGGAAAGUUCUUUUCUAAACCACUCCAGCAGUGCAAAAGGACUAGAAAUACCACUUUCUCUCACUAUGCAAUUUCUUGUAACACACUAGACAUGAGACAAGAUCUGUUUUCAGCAUACAUGUAAGAAGAGGAGAAUGUGAGAACUGCAGUAAAUGUGGCUCUCUAGCUUCUGCGUCUUAGUGAUCAAACUUGUAAUUCUGUUAAUAUUUUAUAUCUAAUCCCAAAAUGGUGCAGAGCAAAUGAGCUCAAGGGAUGCAUGAUCCUAGAAAUGCAGUAGUAGCUAUACAGAUGUAACAGGUGAGAGUGAAGACUUUAUGAAGGGUCUUUUCGUAGUAUCUUAAAAUCAGGAUCUUCUAAAAACAUCAGUCUCAUCAAGGCUAUAAGUUUCAGGGCCUCAGCCUUGACUGAAGAGCCUCUGAAAAUAACCCUGAAUAUGUAAAAAUGUGCAGUUCUGCUUUUAGUCCCACUUCAGAUGAAAACCCCUUACAUUACAUUACUACCCCUUACAGUGCUGGGAAGUCUUUUAUUAACCACUGAAAUACAUUAAACACAUCCAGUUAAUCCAUUUGUAUAAACAAACUGGAUAUGUGUGCAUGAAACAUUAGGAACCAUCUUCUCCAGAAGAGAAGGUUUCAUCUAUUUAGGUACCAUCUUCUCCAGCUUUACCUCUGGACACAUCUUGGUUCUGUUCAGAAGUGUUUCAAAUACUGGAAUAACUAUUGCAUUUUGCUCAGCCGUUUGCAGGAGAGAACACUGCAGUUUGAUUUGAAUGUGACAGUGCCCCUGGGACAAAACUAAAUAAAAUCAAGUCCUCUCCCUAAACAGUAAAACUUAUAUUUAAAUGCCUUUGUGCAAACAAGCUUUGGGUAAGCAGGUGUCUUGACACACUAAUGAACUUUGUUUUUGCCAUGUUCUUAAGGAACCAGCUGAGUUGCAGAUAUUCUGCACUGCAGAGCUGCACUUUCUCAGGCCAGGGACACAAACUAUCUCCCUUUCCCCCCAUAAUUGAUGGGUGGUGAGUGGGCUUGGCAGCAUUCUAAUACAGUAGAGCUCAUUUCAGUUUUAAAUUCAGUUUUACAUUAAAAUGUCUUUAGUUGUUUGCAGUGCAUAAGCUUCACUUAAGGCUUCUGUCAUUACCUGGUAAAUCUUUGCCUCUUCUACAGCUGUUAUUUACAGAAAUUAUGUUCAGUAUGAGCUUCCAUGGAAAAGA